AUGCAGGCCACGGAUCCGGCCGCGGCGGGUCUCUACGAGGAGGACAGCAGAGACCUGGACUUCUACGACUUCGAGCCGCUCCCCACUCUGCCGGAGGACGAGGAAAAUGUAUCUCUGGCCGACAUCCUCUCCCUGCGGGACAGCGGCCUCAGUGAGCAGGAGGCCUGGGCCGUGUGCCUGGAGUGCAGCCUGUCCAUGCGCAGUGUCGCACAUGCAGCCAUCUUCCAGACGCUGUGCAUCACGCCUGACACCCUGGCCUUCAACACCAGCGGGAACGUGUGCUUCAUGGAGCAGCUUAGCGAUGACCCCGAGGGCGCUUUUGUCCCCCCGGAGUUCGAUGUGACCGGAAACACCUUUGAGGCACACAUCUACUCCCUGGGCGCCACGCUGAAGGCCGCCCUCGAGUAUGUGGCGGAGCCCGCUCUAGAACCCAGGCUGAGCCACGACCUGGAUGUGCUGCUGGGCCAGAUGCAGGCGGAGGACCCCAGGGACCGGCCUGACCUGGAGAGCAUCAUAGCGCUGUGCCAGGAGAAGAUGCAGCUGGCGUCCUCCUGCCGCCUGUGCCAGAGCCUCUCUGCUGCGGGGAGGAGGGUGCUCUCCAUCGAGUCCUUUGGAGCACUGCAGGAUGUUGGGGAGAACGUCUGGCGGCAGAGACCUGCUCCCAGAAGCACAGGGCCCAGGAGACCACCUGGAGACCGCAGCACUGACUCAGAGCCCCUGUCCCCAACCCCUGCAGGGCCAGAGCCAGAGACCAGCCCCCAACCCUCCACUCCCACUCCUUUGCCACACACUUCUGUGAGAAACAGUGACAGUCACACCCAGGAGGGGCUGGCCAGCCUCUGUCUGGACACUGGGGGGCCCCUGGAUGAGCUGGACAGUGACCUCAGGAGGGGCCACCUGAGGAAAGUGCAGACUGUCCUUAGGCUCUUGCCCGACAGCCCGGAGGCCAGCUCUCUCCACUUGUCACUGGCCAGUGGGGAAAACCAGCUGCCCACAUCCGAACUCUUCCCUCCAGACCCUGGGAAGAUCUUUACAGAAGGGAAAAGUGAAGCCUGUAGCUCCAGGGCAUGGCCUACAUGCAGACCACGGUCUGAGCAGGACCCCACAUCCCAGCUAGAGGGGGAUCCCAGUGCAGACUGCAGCAGGGAUAAGGGACCUGGGGGGCCAGGCAACUCGGGAUGGCCUGAGGCCUCACACCCUGGCCGGAAGCUGACAGAGGACAGACCCUCACCCUGUCCCAAAGACCCUCAUGAGGCAGGCCAUGAGGCUUGGAUGCCUAGAGGAGACAAGGGGACUCUGGAAAGAGCCGGACAGCCAGGAGCUGCUGCCACGGAGGAGUGGGUGUCCCUGCAGGACCUCCUGGGGCAGCUGGGCCGGCCCCUCCAGGAGUACGAGUUGUGGGCCCUCUGCCUCGCCUGCCUAGGCAUGCUGCGGACGCUCCCCGAGCACCCAGCCUACCUGUGUCUGGACUCCGUGCUGGUGGCCGAGGACGGUGCUGUGCUCUUCGGGCCACCCCCAGCUGAUGGCUCUUAUGAUGCAUUCUUCCUGGCUCCCGAGGUGGCAGAAAAAAGGCUGGUGACUGAGAAGGCCUCGGUGUACUGCGUGGCUGCCAUCCUGUGGACAGCUGCCAAGUUCAGCGUUCCUCGCAACCAUAAGUUGGCCCUGCCACGCAGGCUGAAAACUCUCCUCCUAGACAUGGCCAAGUGCAGUGCCACGGAGCGGCCAUCCAUCGCUGAGGCCAGCAAGGUGUGUGGCAGUUACCUCCUCCAGCGGGGCAUGGACAGCGGGAAGGUCUUGGCCCACCUGAGAGCGUCCACCUGCAAGGUUUACGCGGAAGAACAGAGCAUCAGUCUCCAAAAGGUUUUCUUGGUGGCUGAGCCGAAGCCCAGCGCGGUGCCCACUCCAGAGUCCAGCCCAGGCUUCAUGACAAUCAGCAGCAACACCAGACUUGUGGCUGUGCCAGGUCUCAUACCCUGCCAUCCCUUCUGCUGCGAAGGAGCCGCCCUGCUGCCAGCUGCCUUCACCUCUGAGGCCACUCACUUUAGGCCCAUAAUCCUCGCAGAAGACACUACAGUUCCCCGGGACCAGCCUGCCUUGAGCUCAGGGCCAGUGGAGGGGCCAGCGGAGAGAACCAGCCAGCCAGAGAGCAGCGGUGAGGGGACACACUGCCCCAGGGUCCCCUCUGGAAAUAGCCUGGAGGCACCUGGUCCAGGGCCCCAAGAAAUGGCCCCGGAACCUCUCAGAGAGUCCGUACUUCCAGGCUUUGCCCUGGGGAACCCACACUCCCCACCCCUAGCCCCUGAGAACCUGCUGGAGGGGGCCUUAUCAGUGACUUCCAGCUCGGCUGACCCCACCCCACCCCUGAAGCCAUUGGUGCCACUCCCACAGCAAGGGACAGAUGGGCAGGUUCUACCUGGAUCCACUUCUGGACUCAAGCCCUGCCUCCCAGGGCCUACCAUAGCCAGCCAUGGCCCCCGCCAUCCCCCUAAGCCACCUCGGAGUAAGGCCACUGAGCGCCUAGGCCACGAGCCAGAGGGCCCCCCACCAGCCUCAUGGGGCCCCGCCCUGGCCAGGGAGAAUUCAGACAGCCCCAAGGGCAGCCCUGCCGGGGGGUGUGGUGACAGUACCCCCAAGAGGCCCCAGCCAACAGACUGCAAGCUCUGCCUGCCCAGCGUGGACCCUUCACCCUUUGCAAAGAAGGAGGCCUGCCCAUCCCUUCAAGAGGCUACACGCCUUAUUCAGGAGGAGUUCGCCUUUGAUGGCUACCUGGACAAUGGGCUGGAGGUCCUGAUCAUGGGGGAAUAUAUUUUCGCCUUGAAAGAUCUCACCUUUGCCACUUUCUGUGGCGCCAUUUCUGAGAAGUUCUGUGACCUCUACUGGGAUGAGAAGCUGCUACAGAACCUCUUCAAAGUGGUGAAUGGGCCGACCCUGCCCUCCCAGAGCACUUCCGAAGAGGCUGGGUCUCCAGAGUGCAGGCCAAGUGGUGGGUCACCAUCCAGCCAGACACCCUCUCUGCAAGGACUAGGAAAAGAGAAGCCAGCUGCGGCCAGGACUGGGCGAGCCCCCAGCUUAGCCCCCACCCUGCCAGACCUGGACUCGGACGAGCUCUCACAGGGGAACUUCGAGGUGGGGUUUAGGCCACAGAAGUCUGUAAGAGCCGAGAGACAGCAGCCUGAGGACAGCCAACCAGUUGGUGGGGCCUCAGACGCAGAGACAGUGGCUCAACUGGCCAGGCCUGGGGAGGGUGGCCCUGCAGUGUCCCCUGGCCCAGCUGCGUUCCAGAGCUGCAGCCCCGGCUGGUCCAGCGCUUUCUACGAAGCUGACUGCUUUGGGGCGGAUGUGCACAACUACGUGAAGGCCCUGGGGCGGCAGAUGGCAAGUGGCCUCUCACAGCUGGACACCCAGGCCCCGGAGCUGGAGCAGCAGCUCCUCAUAGAGAGGAGAAACUACCGGAAGACUCUGAAGUUCUACCAGAAACUCUUACAGAAGGAAAAGCGGAGUAAAGGCUCCGAGGUCAGAGCCAUGCUGGCCAAGUUGCGGGCACAGCUGGAGGAGAUGAGGGCCAAGGUGCAGUUCCUCGGCCUGGUCAAGAAGUACCUGCAGGUCCUGUAUGCGGAGCGCUGGGGCCUGGAGCCCUGCGCCCUGCCAGUGAUUGUGAACAUCGCGGCCGCCCCCUGUGACACACUGGACUUCAGCCCCCUGGACGAGUCCUCCUCCCUCAUCUUCUACAACGUCAACAAGCCCCCAGGCGGCGGGCGGCAGAGGAAAGCACGCGUCCUGCAGGCUGGCACGCCACUAGGGCUCAUGACCUACCUGUACUCCAGCGAUGCCUUCCUCGAGGGCUACGUCCAACAAUUCCUCUACACCUUCCGCUACUUCUGCACACCGCAUGACUUCCUGCACUUCCUCCUGGACCGCAUCAGCGGCACCCUGCCCAGGGCCCACCAGGACCCCACGUCGACCUUCACCAAGAUCUACAAGCGGAGCCUCUGCGUCCUGCAGGCCUGGCUGGAAGACUGCUACACCGUGGACUUCACCAGGAAUACAGGGCUGCAGGGGCGGCUGGAAGACUUCAUCUCCUCUAAGAUCCUGCCCUUGGAUGGCUCUGCCGAACAUCUGCUGGGCCUUCUGGAAGUACACACAGAUAGGCGGGCUGAAGGUGCCCCUCGAGGCACAGACUUGGAGGAUAUCAAGGAGGCUGAGGAGGAUACCAGACCCUUCAACGCCCUCUGUAAGAGGCUCUCUGAGGACGGCAUCUCCCGGAAGAGCUUCCCCUGGAGACUGCCCCGGGGCAAUGGGCUGGCACUGCCACAGCACAAGGAGCGCCCAUACACCAUCGCUGCUGCCCUGCCCAAGCCUUGCUUCCUCGAGGACUUCUAUGGUCCCUGUGCCAAAGCCAGCGAGAAGGGGCCCUACUUCCUGACAGAGUACAGCACACAUCAGCUCUUCAGUCAACUGACGCUGCUGCAGCAGGAAUUGUUUCAAAAGUGCCAUCCUGUCCACUUCCUGAACUCACGAGCCCUGGGCGUCAUGGACAAAAGCACAGCCUUCUCCAAGUCCAGCUCUUCUGAGUCCCUGUCGGCCAAAACCUGCAGCUUAUUUCUGCCCAAUUACAUCCAGGACAAGUACCUGUUACAGCUUUUAAGAAACGCUGACGACAUCACCACCUGGGUGGCUGCCGAAAUCGUGACCAGCCACACCUCCAAGUUGCAAGUGAACUUGCUGUCCAAAUUUUUGCUGAUUGCAAAAUCUUGCUACGAGCAGAGGAACUUUGCGACAGCCAUGCAGAUCCUGGGUGGGCUGGAGCACCUGGCUGUGAGGCAGUCUCCUGCCUGGAGAAUUCUUCCCGCAAAGAUGGCAGAGAUUCUGGAGGAGCUAAAAGCUGUGGAGGUCUUCCUGAAGAGUGACAGCCUAUGUCUAAUGGAAGGGAGGCGCUUCCGGGCCCAGCCCACUCUGCCCUCAGCUCGCCUCCUGGCCAUGCAUGUCCAGCAGCUGGAGACAGGGGGCUUUACUAUGACCAAUGGUGCCCACAGGUGGGGCAAGCUCAGAAACAUAGCCAAAGUGGUGAGCCAGGUCCACGCAUUCCAGGAGAACCCCUACGCGUUCAGCCCAGACCCCAAGCUCCAGUCGUACCUCAAGCAGAGGAUCGCUCGCUUCAGUGGGGCCGACAUCUCCACCUUGGCGGCAGACAGCAGGACCAACUCCCACCAGGUCUCCAGUGAGAAACACUCGCGCAAGAUCCAGGACAAGCUGCGUAGGAUGAAAGCCACAUUCCAGUAGCCAAGCAGAGUCGGGUGUGGAAUUC
Messenger RNA from Otolemur garnettii (small-eared galago), 5305 nucleotides. It is a transcript of the gene KNDC1, whose product is annotated as kinase non-catalytic C-lobe domain containing 1. Gene Ontology annotation, molecular function: guanyl-nucleotide exchange factor activity. Bases 1 to 5280 code for a protein of 1759 amino acids. The record is from RefSeq and is a predicted model, not a curated record. The transcript has 30 exons. Gene Ontology annotation, biological process: small GTPase-mediated signal transduction. Lineage: Eukaryota; Metazoa; Chordata; Mammalia; Primates; Galagidae.